GGGAAGUGUCGGACAGAAGAGACAGAUACUGGAAGUAGGGGAGCAGAGCUGCUGUGAGAUGGAGGGACAAUUACAAAAGGGGGGUGACCAGGACCUUUCAGGUAGGGGAAAAGGUGGUUGGCCAGACACAGGGAAGGAUCAACUGGGAAGGAUCCAGUCCAAAUGGAGAUGCUUCUUAUACUCUAGAAGAGAAAGAGCAACAAAAACUGAGGAGGGAUCCAACCAAGAUCCGUCAUUGGGGAAGGAAGUAGCCCAGGCUCGGACAAGGGGAUCAUUGAUGUAAGUGAGUCCUCUAUUCCUCUCCCAUUGGGUACUAAGAGCCUAGAUUGCACUGGAAGCUCUCUGAUCCCUUUCUCCCAAGUUCAACCAAGGGCCAUAAAGAUUGAGAAGACCUGAGGGAAGAUGGCUUCAGCUGGGCUGGAACUCCUGGGCCUGACUCUAGUGGUGUUAGGCUGGCUGGGGACUCUAGUAUCCUGUGCCCUGCCCCUGUGGAAAGUCACAGCCUUCAUUGGCAACAGCAUCGUGGUGGCCCAGGUGGUGUGGGAAGGCCUGUGGAUGUCCUGUGUGGUCCAGAGCACCGGCCAGAUGCAAUGCAAGGUGUAUGACUCCCUGCUGGCCCUGCCCCAGGACCUACAGGCAGCUCGGGCCCUCUCUGUCAUUGCUCUGAUGCUUGCUUUGCUGGGUCUGCUGGUAGCUAUCACUGGAGCCCAGUGUACCACAUGUGUGGAAGACGAGGUGGCCAAGGCAAGGAUUGUGCUGACCUCGGGGAUCAUCUUCCUCAUCUCGGGGAUCUUGGUCCUGAUCCCUGUGUGCUGGACAGCCCAUGCCAUCAUCCAGGAUUUCUACAACCCCCUGGUGGCUGAAGCUCUGAAGAGGGAGUUGGGGGCUUCACUUUACCUGGGCUGGGCAGCUGCUGCCCUAUUGAUGCUAGGGGGAGGACUGUUGUGCUGCACCUGUCCCCCACCUCAGCUUGACCGGCCUAGGGGACCCCAGCUGGGAUACUCUGCUGCCUCCCGAUCAGGGGCCUCCGGUCUGGAUAAACGGGAUUAUGUGUGAGACAGGCUGAAGAACCAGCAGUCCCAACUCCAGACCUAACUAGGACUCUGAAAGUCGCUCAAGGGCAUCCGAUCCCGUUCAUUGGCCAGAAGUAAUCCUGGCUCCAGUACUGGACUUGGCUUACCCCAACUUUAGCUUCUAAACCCUAAGCCAGUCGACUGUUUCAAACUUUUCCCCAUGUUUUAUUAACCCUAAAGGAAAUCUUAUGUCUUUAUAUACCCUAUUUGUAACUACGUCCUAACCUGGAUAGAAACCCCUGCUUC
Vombatus ursinus (common wombat) is the source of this 1319-nucleotide messenger RNA. RefSeq names its product claudin 9 (gene CLDN9). The transcript is spliced from 2 exons. Gene Ontology annotation, cellular component: bicellular tight junction; plasma membrane. The record is from RefSeq and is a predicted model, not a curated record. Gene Ontology annotation, molecular function: structural molecule activity. Gene Ontology annotation, biological process: cell adhesion; bicellular tight junction assembly. Bases 403 to 1056 code for a protein of 217 amino acids. NCBI's taxonomy places the organism in Eukaryota, Metazoa, Chordata, Mammalia, Diprotodontia, Vombatidae.